Messenger RNA from Neurospora tetraspora, 987 nucleotides. Its product is annotated as Haloacid dehalogenase-like hydrolase-domain-containing protein. NCBI's taxonomy places the organism in Eukaryota, Fungi, Ascomycota, Sordariomycetes, Sordariales, Sordariaceae. Gene Ontology annotation, molecular function: nucleotidase activity. The transcript has 4 exons. Bases 1 to 729 code for a protein of 242 amino acids. Gene Ontology annotation, biological process: nucleotide catabolic process; pyrimidine nucleobase metabolic process. The record is from RefSeq and is a predicted model, not a curated record.
AUGGCGGCCCAAGAAACAAACACCACCAACGGCAAUGGCCAACCAGACAACCGCGUCGUCUUCUUCUUUGACAUUGACAACUGCCUCUAUCCCAAGAGCGCCAAAGUCCACGACCUAAUGGCCGACCUAAUCGACCAAUACUUCCAACGCCACCUCAACCUCCCCAAGGAGGACGCCGUCCGGCUGCACAAGGAGUACUACCAAAACUACGGCCUGGCCAUCGAAGGGCUCGUCCGACACCACCAGAUCGACCCGCUUGAGUACAACGCCAAGGUGGACGACGCGCUGCCGCUGGACAACAUCAUCAAGCCCAGCGAUUCGCUCAAGAAGCUGCUGGCGGAUAUCGACAAGAGCAAGGUCAAGCUGUGGCUGUUUACGAACGCGUACAUCAACCACGCGAGACGGGUGGUCAAGUUGCUGGAGAUUGAGGAGUUCUUUGAGGGCAUCACGUUCUGCGAUUAUAGCCAGACGCCGCUGGUUUGUAAGCCGCAUGAGGAUAUGUUUAGGAAGGCGAUGGGGGAGGCGGGGGUGGAGAGGUCGGAGGAUUGUUAUUUUGUUGAUGAUUCCUACUUAAAUUGCAAGAAGGCGCAGGAGCUGGGGUGGACGACGGCGCACUUGGUGGAAGAGGGCGUGAAGCCACCGAAGACGCCAGCGUCCAAGUACCAAAUAACCACGCUGGAGGAGUUGCGGACGGUAUUCCCAGAGCUCUUCAAGAAGGACGAGCAAUGAGGGUUUGGUGGUAUGAUGGGGAGGAGUAUGUACGGCUCAGCAAUGAUAGAUCAGGGAGUUGGAUCUUGCAUAUGUGGCUGGAAAUCGUUCAGUUUUGUUUCCCUUCGGACUCUCUUUGUCCCCUUCCUUCGAAGGUGCAUGUGUAUUGUGACGCGAAAGCCAAGUAUUCUUUCCUUCUUGUACUAAUUCCCCUAAAAACGCCGUUAUUCCCAAUCCCCUAAGGAAGAGCAUAUCCCGUACUUAGUCGCUUAAACCAAA